Messenger RNA from Helianthus annuus (common sunflower), 1098 nucleotides. RefSeq names its product proline-rich protein 36-like. The coding region runs from base 1 to 1098 and encodes 365 amino acids. NCBI's taxonomy places the organism in Eukaryota, Viridiplantae, Streptophyta, Magnoliopsida, Asterales, Asteraceae. The record is from RefSeq and is a predicted model, not a curated record. The transcript has a single exon.
AUGGACGCCGAUGUUCCUCUGGCUGACGAUCCCGUUGUUCCUUUGGCUGGAGUUCCUGCUGUUAUGCCCAUUGCUGAUCCUGUCAUUCCUGUCGAGGCUCCCAUUGAGGAGGAUCCUUUUGAUCUGUUUGGUGCUCACUCCUUCGAGUCAGUAGCGUACGCUUCACUACACGCCCAGAGCGUACAGCUCCAUUCAUCUGAUUCCGACUCAGACAUGGCGAUGUCUGUUGCACCUCACGAUGAUGACCCAGAGCCUGCUGUGGCCCUUGAGCCAGUUGACGCUCCUGACCCCGCGUUGGAGCAUGACCCUAUUCAUGCCGAUGCACCUGCGAUUGCCCCUUUGGUUGAUGAUAUACCUGUCGAUGAUCACCCUGUUGUUGUUCCACUAUUGGAGGAUGAGCAUGCCGUUGAUGCUCAGGUUGAUGCCCCCCACAUUGCUGAUAUACCCGUUGAGCCUGUUGUUGUCGCUCCUCUUCCUGACCUUGUUCCUUUGGAGCCCGACCAUGCACUCUUUGCGACUCAUGUUGACCCCCGUUAUGCGCACACCCGGAAUGGGUGGAUUGAUGAUGAUGAUGAGUACCCGCCUUUUGUGGUACCAGUUACACCCGUUCCAGCCCUUGUGUCAGUUCCUCCUGAGGUUCCUAUGCAUCCCGUUCAUACUACCGGUGUUCACCACACCGACUUACCUGUUAUGUUCCGUCAAAUUACUCCGCCAUCGUGCCCGGGAGAGGGUUCCUCGACUCACCCCUUCGGUCAUGUGCCGACAUCUGUCCCGGUCAUACCACAGUUUUCUUCUGUUGUUCCCCCUGUUCCACCAUUUACUGUGCCACCUUUUACUCCAGCUAGUGAGCCUUUUCUUUGGACGUCACCACCCAUCAUGCCACCAUCCGAUCCCUAUCAUCCUUUUCAUAUGGGAUAUUCUGUUGAGGACAUUCUCAUGUCAUUCGUAGUCCAGCAGGAGGCACUUACGCGACGCGUACAGGAGCUCGAGAGAGCACAGCGACCCCCUUGCCAGUGCCCUCCUCAUCCUGCGGUAUCGCAUCCCCCUCGACCGUUAUCACCAGACUCUGCUGCACGUUUUUGGACUCAGGAGCAUUAG